AUGUCUUCGACGCUCAUCAAAAUAUUAGCAGUUUCAAUCGGCAUCUAUUUUGUCUGGAGAGUCCUCAACUCCGGUAGUCACCUACCCAAGGGUCUUCCUAUUGUUGGCGCCAAAGAGGGUGACUGGUUUCCCUAUUGGCAGGCAUUGUGGCGCAACUCAUUCGAUGUCAAAACAGCCACCCUGAAAGCCUACAGGGAUCAUAAAGGCCAGGCAGCCAUUCUCCCAGUCGCCGGCCCUGGAGGACAGACUUUCGUGUUGCUUCCGGCAUCCGAAACCAAGUCGGUGACAGAACAGCCUGAAACGGUCCUGAACCUACGAGAGGUCAUUGUUGAAGGGCUUCUCUAUCGUUAUACUGUAUCCGACAACUUUCUCAUCUCUCAUCCAGUACACAAGAAACUCAUCACAACGACAUUGACGAAUCAAAUUGCCAAUAUCCUGCCAGAUCUCGCCGAGGAGACAAGGUGGAGCUUUGAGCAUUACUGGGGCACCAAUACGGACUCAUUUCGGGAUGUGACAAUAUGGGAGAGUAUGGGCCGAAUUGUGGGUAGCGCAACAAAUCGCGCCUUUGUUGGACUCCCAUACUGUCGCGACCCAGCGCUGCUCGACGCCGGUUUUGGCUUUGCACAAGCAGUGCCGUUGAGUGCGCGGCUCUUGAGCUUCGUAUGGAAGCCAUUACGCUUUCUGGCUUCGCCGUUACUCACACUCCCUUGUCGUCUGUACGAGUAUCGAUUUGCUCGGAUACUCUUCCCCGAAAUUGAUCGUCGAAUGCGAGAAAUGGUUGAUUCAUCAUCACCUCCUUCGUCUUCUAGGCUAGAUCCCAAGAUUCCAGAAAAGAAUGACUUCUUACAGUGGAGCAUAAAGCAAGCAAUAGAUAGCGGUGACCCUCGGAUGUGGAAACCCAGGACAUUGGCAGGUCGCAUACUUCUCCUGAACUUGGUCUCUAUCCACACAUCCUCCCUGACUAUCACAAACGUCAUCUUGGAUCUGGUGUCAUCCAAGCCUGAAGUUAUUGAAGAGCUCCGCGCCGAAAUCAAAACGAUCUUGACCGAGACCGGCGGCGCAUGGACAAAAGCUGCUUUUGUCAAGAUGGAGAAACUCGACUCUGUAUUUCGCGAAAGCGCCCGUCUCAACACGUUGGUUGCCAUCGGUCUUCGUCGCAAGGUCGUAGCCAAGGAAGGAUUUACCAGCUCAGCCGGUGUUCACAUCCCAUGUGGCAAUUUCUGUGCUGUUCACAACGUAGGCGUUGUCCACGACGCAAGCGUGUUUCCAGAUCCGGAUACCUUCCAACCGUUUCGGUUUGUUGGAAUGCGUCGUGAUAUCGAGACCGAUAAUUCCAUAGAUGAUCAUUUGCAGCGUGCACGCCUUACAUUUGCCGCCACUGGCACUGAUUAUCUUGCGUUCGGAAAUGGCCGUCAGGCUUGUCCUGGUCGUUUCUUUGCUGCCAGUGAGCUGAAGAUGAUGUUAGCCUAUGCCCUCAUGUAUUACGAUCUCGAGAUGAUGGAAAAGAGACCUUCUGAGAGAUGGCUUGGUAUAUUGCGGAUUCCGGCGCCAGACGCCAAGAUUAGGAUUCGAAGACGAAAGGAGAGUAUCUGA
Messenger RNA from Penicillium samsonianum, 1593 nucleotides. RefSeq names its product cytochrome P450. NCBI's taxonomy places the organism in Eukaryota, Fungi, Ascomycota, Eurotiomycetes, Eurotiales, Aspergillaceae. Bases 1 to 1593 code for a protein of 530 amino acids. The transcript has a single exon. Gene Ontology annotation, molecular function: iron ion binding; heme binding; monooxygenase activity. The record is from RefSeq and is a predicted model, not a curated record.